Populus nigra (black poplar) is the source of this 2611-nucleotide messenger RNA. RefSeq lists its product as uncharacterized. NCBI's taxonomy places the organism in Eukaryota, Viridiplantae, Streptophyta, Magnoliopsida, Malpighiales, Salicaceae. The record is from RefSeq and is a predicted model, not a curated record. Bases 202 to 2346 code for a protein of 714 amino acids. The transcript is spliced from 5 exons. Gene Ontology annotation, molecular function: protein binding.
CUUCCCUCAAUCAUCACACCUCUCUAUGAUUUCUCUCCUCUCUCAAUAAAAAUUUUCCUUCACUGUCUCUUUAACCAAGCAAAAACGAACCUCCUAUCAUUCCCUUCACGAAAAACCCAAUUCUUUGAGUUCUUUUCUUAUAUGACUUUCUUGAAAAAAUUCAAGAAAAAUUAAAGGUCUUAAAGAAACUUUCUAUUGAAAAUGUGGUCUCAUAACAACAACGACAAGAAUUCUCCGGCAAGGGGAUUCUGGACACCGCCGGCUUCAUGGAGGUCUCAACAUUCUCCGGCGGUUGCCAUGAUGCCAAUGUCAGAGAGGAAAGAAAGGGUGUCUUCUCCUAGUUGUAAACGUGAUAUUUUUCAUGUUAUUCAUAAAGUCCCUGCCGGUGAUUCUCCUUAUGUCAGAGCCAAACAUGUCCAGUUAAUAGAGAAGGAUCCAAGCAAGGCUGUUUCCCUAUUCUGGGCUGCUAUCAAUUCUGGGGAUCGAGUUGAUAGUGCCUUGAAAGACAUGGCAGUGGUGAUGAAGCAAUUGGAUCGAGCUGAUGAGGCAAUUGAGGCGAUCAAGUCCUUUCGUCAUCUCUGUCCCUAUGAUUCCCAGGAAUCUAUUGACAAUGUGCUAGUUGAACUCUACAAGAGAUCUGGAAGGAUUGAAGAAGAGAUUGAAAUGCUUCAACGCAAACUGAAGAACAUAGAAGAGGGUAUUGCUUUUUCUGGCAAGAAGACAAAGACUGCCAGAUCCCAAGGGAGGAAGAUUCAAAUAACUGUUGAACAAGAAAGAUCAAGGAUAUUAGGGAAUUUGGCGUGGGCUUACUUGCAGCAUCACGAUUAUGGUUUGGCUGAACAAUAUUACAGGAAAGGUCUAUCAAUGGAGCCAGAUCAGAACAAGCAGUGCAACUUGGCUAUCUGCUUGAUGCACAUGAACAGAAUUCCAGAAGCAAAAUCUCUGCUUCAAACCGUAAAAACUUCAUCUGGAAGUAAACCAAUGGAUGAUUCCUAUGCUAAAUCUUUCGAGCGAGCUUGUCAAAUCCUGACUGAAUUAGAGUCACAUUUGAUAGUUAAACGAACCGAAGAAGAUGAAAAAGUUCACCAAAGGUCACUGGCAUUGCCUACCACCAGAAAUUUGAAAGAGGUUGCUAGCUCCCGAAAUGGAGAUGUUUCGGGAUUUGUGGACUCUAGAAAGUGCACAGGUGUAGUUAAACCAACCGAAAAAGAUGAAAAAGUUCACCAAAGGUCUUUGGCAUUGCCUACCACCAGAAAUUUGAAAGAGGUUGCUAGCUCCCGGAAUGGAGAUGUUUCGGGAUUCGUGGACUCUAGAAAGUGCACAGGUGUAUUUAAUGAAGAUAGAGUGCUGUCAGAUGAACAUAAUAGAAGAUCUUAUUGGCAGAAUCACUCUGAGAAUGAGAAAAGCUUCUUUGCAUCCAAUAAUAGGAGUUCUCAAUGUAUAUCACCUGGACUGAGAGGUGGUCCACAGUCUUCUCCACAAACUGCAGUUGACAAUAGCUGGAGGAGAGAUUCUAGUUUUGCAAGCCCAGGUGAAAGGCUUGGUUUUGCCAGCAAAAUGAAGGAUUAUCGGUUUAGUUUUGCUGAAAUAGGCCCAAGUUCAGAACAGAAGAAGACAUUUACAUCUCCAGCCAUACAUACACAACCAAGGAGAUGUUGCUGGGGGUUCGAUAAAGGAGAUCAGAGAAGGAUAAGGUGGGGAGAGGAUACAGCUGAGAUAGAAAAAGAGAAUGCAAUCCGGAAUCUCUCUGGAGAACUAUUAGACUUAACUGAUAAUCAUACAAGCUGGAAAAGAAAUGUUCAGGAAAAUGGUCGCCAAAGGAAAUCUGCAACAGAAGACGAGAACACAAGUCUAAAGUGUUCCACAGAGCAGACCGUGGUUAUUGACAAUGCAGGGGUAUCAAAAGCCUCCACUGAUUGUGACUGGGAUCAAUCAGCAGAAACUGUUGGGAAUAAGUAUCUUGGAAAGGACAGCUCACUCAAAUCCCACCGCAAGAGUUGGGCAGAUAUGGUUGAAGAAGAAGAAGAAGAACUGGACCUGUUAACUACAGACCUUGGCCAGAGUUUCCAUAGUUGGAAUUAUGAAGAAGCAUGCAGUGAUGAAAAUCUAAAUGUCAACACAUUUCAUCAGAAUUCUUACCAAAAGAAUCAGCUAGGAACUAUUUUUCGAAAACUUGAAGCAGCUGAUCUUCAAGAUGGCUAUGGUACAUCCAUGAAUGCAGUUUCAUCAAGGAAUUCCACAGCGCGACGCUCACUGUCUUACGAAUCUGCAGAGGAUGUGAAUACAAAGAGUAGAAACAGGUUGCAGGUUUUCCGAGACAUAACUCCUACUCCAGAUAGUCCAUGAGCUUGAAUCAAAAUACGUCAGAAGUGGAUAUAAUUCAGUGAUGUUUGAGAGUUUUUGAACGGCACUGAUCAAAAUCAUGUAAUAUGGAGUGUUUAUUCUUUUUUCUAUCUCAAAUUUUUUCUGCUUGGUGAGGUACUGUUGCAUCAAGCAUUGUGAUGUCUUUUUUAGACCUUCUUCCCGCCUUCAUUGUUUCCUUGUAUAGUGAGUGUAUCCAUGUCACUCAUCAAUCAUAUGAUAUUAAACACAAAACUUUUAGUUCUGAUUA